AUGAGCGGCAACCUCUCUACGCCGGGCGGCAUCUCAGAUCCCGCUCUGAUCCAGCUCGUCAACAAGCUUCAAGAUGUAUUUGCGACCGUUGGCGUCAACAACCCCAUCGACUUGCCCCAGAUCGCCGUCGUGGGCAGUCAGUCAAGUGGAAAGAGUUCGGUACUGGAGAACAUCGUCGGUCGAGACUUCUUGCCCCGAGGUUCCGGUAUCGUGACCCGACGACCUCUCGUCCUUCAGCUUAUCAACCGCCCUGCGCAAUCCAACGGUGUCAAGGCCGAUGACAUCGACAAAUCCAACGACAAGGCAGCGAACGCCGACGAGUGGGGAGAGUUCCUCCACGUCCCUGGUCAAAAGUUCUACGACUUCACUAAGAUUCGAGACGAGAUCAACCGGGAAACAGAGGCCAAGGUUGGACGGAAUGCCGGCAUCUCUCCAGCUCCCAUCAACCUGCGCAUCUACUCUCCCAAUGUCCUCACCUUGACAUUGGUCGAUCUGCCUGGUUUGACCAAGGUGCCCGUUGGUGACCAGCCCCGCGAUAUCGAGCGACAGAUCCGAGAGAUGGUGCUCAAGCACAUUGGAAAGUCGAACGCCAUCAUCCUUGCAGUUACCGCUGCCAACCAAGAUUUGGCCAAUUCCGAUGGUCUGAAGCUUGCGCGAGAGGUCGACCCCGAGGGUCAACGGACCAUUGGUGUCCUCACCAAGGUCGAUCUGAUGGACGAGGGAACCGACGUUAUUGACAUUCUAUCGAACCGUGUCAUUCCUCUCCGACUAGGCUACGUCCCCGUGGUCAACCGAGGCCAGCGCGACAUUGACAACAAGAAGGCCAUCAACCAGGCGCUGGAGGCCGAGAAGAACUUCUUUGAGAACCACAAGGCCUAUCGUAACAAGAGCUCAUACUGCGGAACUCCUUACCUGGCCCGCAAGCUGAACCUCAUCCUCAUGAUGCACAUCAAGCAGACACUGCCCGACAUCAAGGCCCGCAUCACCAGCUCUCUGCAGAAGUACACGGCCGAACUUGAGAGUCUUGGCCCUUCGAUGCUCGGCAACACCUCCAACAUCGUUCUCAACAUCAUCACCGAGUUUACCAACGAGUGGCGAACAGUUCUGGAUGGUAACAACACUGAGCUGUCCAGCACCGAGCUUUCUGGUGGCGCCCGUAUCAGCUUCGUCUUCCACGAGCUCUACUCCAACGGCGUCAAGGCCAUCGAUCCCUUUGAUGUCGUCAAGGAUGUUGAUAUCCGUACCAUUCUGUACAACUCUUCCGGUUCUUCUCCGGCGCUCUUCGUUGGCACUACUGCUUUCGAGUUGAUUGUGAAGCAGCAGAUCAAGCGCCUGGAGGACCCCAGCUUGAAGUGUGUCUCGCUCGUCUACGACGAGUUGGUGCGCAUCCUGUCGCAGCUUCUCGCCAAGCAGCUGUACCGCCGGUACCCUUCGCUCAAGGAGAAGAUGCACGGCGUUGUCAUCGCCUUCUUCAAGAAGGCUAUGGAGCCCACCAACAAGUUGGUCCGAGACCUGGUCUCGAUGGAGUCGGUUUACAUCAACACUGGUCACCCUGACUUCUUGAACGGCCACCGCGCAAUGGCUAUGGUCAAUGAGCGAUACAACCCUUCCAAGCCUGUCCAGGUUGACCCCAAGACUGGCAAGCCCCUGGCUUCUACUCCUCGCGCCGCGAGCCCAACAGUUCCUGAGCCCGAGUCAUCUGGAAAUUCUGGCUUCUUUGGCAGUUUCUUCGCAGCCAAGAACAAGAAGAAGGCCGCCGCCAUGGAGGCUCCUCCACCCACCCUCAAGGCCUCUGGCACCCUGUCGGAGCGGGAGAACAUUGAGGUUGAGGUUAUUAAGCUGCUGAUUUCGUCUUACUACAACAUUGUCAAGCGAACUAUGAUUGACAUGGUUCCCAAGGCCAUCAUGCUUAACCUUGUCCAAUUCACCAAGGAUGAGAUGCAACGGGAGCUGCUGGAGAACAUGUACCGAACUGACACACUGGAUGAGCUCCUGAAGGAGAGCGACUUCACCAUCCGGAGAAGGAAAGAGUGCCAGCAGAUGGUCGAGUCUCUAUCCAAGGCCAGCGAGAUUGUCAGCCAAGUCCAGUAA
Fusarium keratoplasticum is the source of this 2091-nucleotide messenger RNA. Its product is annotated as Vacuolar protein sorting-associated protein 1. NCBI's taxonomy places the organism in Eukaryota, Fungi, Ascomycota, Sordariomycetes, Hypocreales, Nectriaceae. The record is from RefSeq and is a predicted model, not a curated record. The transcript is spliced from 6 exons. Gene Ontology annotation, cellular component: cytoplasm; membrane; microtubule. Gene Ontology annotation, biological process: peroxisome organization. Gene Ontology annotation, molecular function: GTP binding; GTPase activity; microtubule binding. Bases 1 to 2091 code for a protein of 696 amino acids.